Messenger RNA from Tarenaya hassleriana, 1382 nucleotides. RefSeq lists its product as uncharacterized. NCBI's taxonomy places the organism in Eukaryota, Viridiplantae, Streptophyta, Magnoliopsida, Brassicales, Cleomaceae. Bases 180 to 1196 code for a protein of 338 amino acids. The record is from RefSeq and is a predicted model, not a curated record. The transcript has 5 exons.
AUUUCGAAACGCGGGUCGAGGGAACGGGAUCGGAAUUUUGGAAAAUUUCCUUACGGUUCCCGCCUCGACGAAAUCAAGAACCCUAAUUUCCUCACUCUCACUGGAAAUAUUCUAAUCUCCACCAAUCUACCAAGCAGAUCCUGCAGAAUUAGCCACCGACGGAUGCUUUUGAUCCCUAGAUGACCGGAAAUAGCUGCGAAGUAGGUUCCAAGGAAGCCCGCCCUGCUUUGUGUGAUAUGACUAAUCUUCCAAGCAAAAGGGGAAUUUCUUCGAUGUUGGGUGAUUAUCUAUUGAAAUCUGGAGAUGAGUCUGGUAAGAAUGUCGUGCGUGAAGAUCAGGGGGUAAAGUUUUCAAAGAGGUUAUGUUUAGUUGUAGAGGAUUUGGUUAAGGAGAAUUCUAGGGGUAGUGAUAGCAAAGCUGGGUCCUCUUCUUUUGAAGAUAAGAGCAGUUCUGGUGGCUCUCCCUUAAAUGGUGGUUCUGUAAAUAUUGAACUUGUUGCUGGAAAAGAUCCUGGGGAUUCUAAGGAUGCAUCAGAUGCGUUAGAUGUGGCUGGUGUUCAAUCUUUCAAAGGUGAUUCUGAUGACGCUGCAGUAGAGAUUACCGGUGGUGAUGGUCAUGAAUUGAAGGAGAGCUGCAUAUCUAGUAGUUCUGUGCAGGUGUCUUUAGAAAAUGUUGAGAAGAAAGAUCAUGGGCCGGCAUCAAAUGUGGCCUCUAAUGCAAAAAAAUGUACAGAGGGAGAGGGGUUGCCUAAUUCCCAAAACUGCAGAUCAUUUGAAAUGGGUAGAUGUUCAACCGUCGACAGGAUGGAGCAUGUGAAUCACGAUAUGGGAACUGACAUGUUAAAAUCUUGCACCUGUUCGUUUUGCCUGAAAGCUGCAUAUAUCUGGUCGGAUCUUCAUUACCAGGAUAUCAAAGGCAGGUUAUCUGUGUUGAAGAAGAGUCAGAAAGAAGCUAGUAACUUGAUUCAAAGGAAUUCCAGAGGAAAGCCAAUCGAUUUUCAUGGCUCAGCAAACUCCACUAGUUCCGCAAAACUGGAAUCUGAUCUCAUGUCUCAAUGGAGAUCGCUCUUUCUUAACAUGGGCGAUAUCCUUUCACGCGAAAGUAACCACCUUCAAAAGAGCUUCGUUACCAUGAAAGAGUUGCGGGAUAACUGCAAGAUGGAUCUGGAGAGAUCGACAAAAACGCCUCAACACUAGAUCCAGCCAUCUUUACUGCUCCGAGACUGUAAGAUCUCAUCAUUGUCUUGUCUCUUACUUUCAAGUAGCCUUAACCUUGUGCCACGAUGCAUGUAUAGAUGCAUGAGACCUAUGUGUGUAUGUAAUUCUCAUUGUCAUAUGGUUUUCUCGUGAUCUCUCGAGUGCUAUAGAUGUGUUUGUUUCAUC